Saimiri boliviensis boliviensis (Bolivian squirrel monkey) is the source of this 1579-nucleotide messenger RNA. RefSeq names its product transmembrane protein 170A (gene TMEM170A). Gene Ontology annotation, cellular component: endoplasmic reticulum membrane. Gene Ontology annotation, biological process: endoplasmic reticulum tubular network organization. The record is from RefSeq and is a predicted model, not a curated record. NCBI's taxonomy places the organism in Eukaryota, Metazoa, Chordata, Mammalia, Primates, Cebidae.
GCUUCGGCGGGGCUGUGGGCGUCCAGUCUGGGCGGGGUCCCCUGUGAGCCGCCGACCGGCGGGGUGGGCGCCGUGCUCCUGGAAAGGGGGUGUCCCGCUGCUCGCCCGGAGCCCCGUUUCCCUGUCGCUUCCUCCCUGGCCCCCGAGCCCCGCUGGCCGUGAGGUUCGGGGAGCGGCCGCAGGUGGGCCCGGGGCUGGAGGUCGCUCGGCCGCCACCCAGCGGGUCUUGGCCUUUGGAGCUUCGGAGCACCCCGGGUUCAGACCUGCACCCCACGAGCCCGGGAGGCGGUGGUCCCCGCCCCGUCUGGGUUGCCCCACGGCACCCGCCUCCUUCGAGGGGCCUCGGAGCGGCCCGGCAGACUGAGGGGUCAGAGCUCGCGUUUUCCUUGCCCGAGGUCUGCAGCCUGGCCUCUCCGCAAUCGCGGGCGCCUCGGGCUAAAUCCAUCCUCUCCGAGACCCGCUCGGCUUUCCAGGAAUCUCCUUCCGAGACCUGGUGCCACCUGUUGCCGCGUUCCCACUAAGCCUUCCAGAUCUUUGGCACAGCUUCCUUUGAACUCUUCCUGCCCCCUGCAGCAUGAGCUGGGCCUGCUAGGAGGGUUGCUCAGAGUUCCGGUGCCAGGAAGAACUGCCCGUGCUCGGAAAGCUGGAGGAAGGAGCGAGGACUCCACCUGGGAAGGCGGAGAAAGGCUUUGAGGGGAGGCACAGUUAUUUGUGUGGACCUUGAAAGAGAUGUGGUAUGGUGUGUUCCUGUGGGCACUGGUGUCUUCUCUCUUCUUUCAUGUCCCCGCUGGAUUACUGGCCCUCUUCACCCUCAGACAUCACAAAUAUGGUAGGUUCAUGUCUGUAAGCAUCCUGUUGAUGGGCAUCGUGGGACCAAUUACUGCUGGAAUCUUGACAAGUGCAGCUAUUGCUGGAGUUUACCGAGCAGCAGGAAAGGAAAUGAUACCAUUUGAAGCCCUGACUUUGGGCACUGGACAGACGUUUUGCGUCGUGGUGGUCUCCUUUUUACGGAUUUUAGCUACUCUAUAGUAUACAUCCUUAUGCCAAGAUGUUGAACCUAAACUUUAUGGAAUCUGCCAAAAGAAUACAUUAGGGAGUGUAGAGUUUUCUUAGUUCUUCAAAUGAAGCAACUUGGAUGAACGGGAAUGUGAAGGACAACGUCUUAGCCUUUUCUUCAGUUUGAAGUUCCUAGAAUUGAAGACUUUCAUGGACUCCCAUCCUUCUCAACCAAAACAAAACAAGUCUUCUGGCUUUCUUUUUUGUAGAUACUUAAUUUAAGCAGUUUUCACAUGUACCUUUACCCAAGUCAAGUCAACCAUGUCUCUGGGGUGGUAUCCCUUGCACUGAAAUUUACAGUAUUCUGUGAGAUGUUGCGUAUUUUAGAAAACUAUGGAAGAUACUGGUUUAUUUCAAAUGAGCAGAGUAUGUUGUAUUAAAAUCUUAGUUUAUCUAAUCUUGAUUAAUAUUUGGUAAACUCUUUUCUUUACUACAUCUUAGUGACAGUAAAUGCCAAAUAGGUUUUGGUUGAGUAUAGCUUUGAAAACAAAUCUGAUGAAAUAAAACAGGAAAAAAAAUUUAA